CGCAGGGGGCGCUGCUCUGCUCUGCUCAGCCUCGUCAAGUGCCGUUAGCAUUAGCGUGCAUGCCGGAGGCUGCAUAUUGGGCAAGCUCUUGUUUUAUCUACUGUCAAUGGCCAUGUUUGUUCUUCUCCACGUUUCCAGGUGCAAAGGUCAUCUUGCUGGCUGGCUGGCUGGCUUGUGUGUGGAGCAGGAAGUCCGAAUGGGAAUCAUAAAUCUUGAACGGACUUCCUGUUGCCCGCCCCACGUCAGGUCAGGUGCCGAGGAGCUUAAACCGAGCCGAAGGAGGAUUGUGGGUGGCUGCUGCUCGCCUUUCACCGUCACUUUGGGCGCGUUUGUGCUUCACUCGUGUGUCGCUCGACCGAACGCCCAGCCGGCCGGCCGCCCGCCCGCCCGCAACGCUCCCUCCCAUGUGACUCUAAGGUGAGCCACCCGCUCCUGCUGCUGGCCGGCAGGCAGACAUCCUGGAGAAGGUUGUUCAUCACAAACGAGAUGAAUGGCAAUGAGACGCCAGCCUUCCCCAUCUUUGGCCCCUCCUACACCAACAGCCAUGACGCUACCCAAGCCAAAGCUACGGCAAAGUCCCGUGCCAAAGCUCUUGUCGAAAGCGAUCAAGUCUUCUUCCUGCACUCAUCGUCCGGACAGAAGCGGAAAGGGCGACGGAAAUGGCAUCGCACGAGCAGCGUCGACAGCCGCGCUGACACGUCCCAGUACCAGGUGGAGCACCUGAGCACCUUUGUGAUGGAGCGCAAAGACGGCUUGCUGACGGUGGAAGACGGCGUGCGACGGCUGCGGCUGCUGGAGGCCAAAGGGAAGAUCUGGACGCAGGACAUGCUGCUGCGUGUCCACCGCGACAACGUCAGCCUCGUCGACGCAGACACCGAGUGCGAGCUGGAAGUGUUUCCGCUGAGUUCGGUCCAGCAGUGCCGAGCGGUGAGCAACGCGUGCAGCUUUGACUCCAUCUUGGCGCUGGUGUGCAAGGACUUGGGUCAGAACAAAGCCGACCUUCACCUCUUCCAGUGCGAGCACAUCAAGGCCCACCUGAUCCACGCCGACAUCCAGAGCGCCUUGACGGAUGCCAAAGGAGGCAAAGCCAGGAAACGGCCGGAGGUCCUCAAGAUGAUCCUGCAGAGCGAGGGCCAAAUCCCGCCUCCUCCCGCCGCUCCCGCCCCAGAAGCGCCGACCGGUGCGGAUGACCCCGAGAGUGGAGCCGACGCCCCGCCGGACCGCCGUGGUGAACCGCAGAAGGCGCCGUUGGAGGACGCCGAGGUGGUGCUUGUGGACCGCGAUGUGCAAAUCCUGAACCGCCUCCUGGACGACAUCGAGGCCUUCAUCGGCCAACUGCAGAAAGCGGCCGAGGCCAGUGGUCAGCUGGCCCAGCGCAAGAAAAACAAAGACAAGAAGAGUCCCGGAGAGGGCGUCCUCACGCUGCGCUCCAGAGCGCCCGACCGCCGCCGCUUCCUCGACUGUCUGCAGAAGUUCAAGUUUGCCUUCAACCAGCUGGGCAAACUCAACGGCCGCAUCCAGAACCCCAGCGCAGACGAGCUUCUCCACUUCCUCUUCACCCCACUGAGAAUGGUGGUCCGGGCAUCGGGCGGCGCCGAAGUAGCCCGCGGCGUAACGGUCCCGCUCCUCACCCGCGCCGCCAUCGAGCUCCUGCACGCCGCCGGCACCGUCGAGGAGCGCCGCCUUUGGGUGGCGCUGGGAGACGGGUGGACCAAGUGCAGGUUGGAGUGGCCCAAGGAUCACGACUUCCCACCGUGCCCGCUGGUCUUCGACGACGGUUGGGAGCCGCCGCCACCGGCCGCCGCACGACCCACGGGAUGCCUGGCCGACGGCGAAAGCUACUCAAAGGAGGCAUCCCGCCGACAGAGUUUGGAAGAAGACGUCGCCCCUGAGCACGGCGGCGGACACCAAGCGAAGCAAAGCAGACGCUUUGCCAAAUCCAAGUACGACUUUGUGGCCAGGAACAACACCGAGCUGUCAGUGCUCAAGGACGAGCUGGUGGAGGUCCUAGAUGAUCGCAAGCAGUGGUGGAAGGUGCGCAAUGGCGACGGCUCGCUGGGCUACGUGCCAAACAACAUCCUGGAGGCCGCCGCUGCGCCCGCUGUGGAUAUGACGGGUCGCGUCGGCGAGCCCGUCUACAGCCACACCAUACAGCUGAUGAUGCCGCGGAAGGAGUUUGACGUGUUCAAGCAAUUACUGGGAGAGCUCAACGAGAAGCAGAGCGUCGCCAGGACGGAAAAGCUUCCCGCCCAAGUGGUGCCCAUGCCCCCACCGCCCGCUGGUCCGCCCACACUGCCGCACGCCGUAGACGCCGGCCCCGAGACGGCCGCCGUGGCCGAGUGGCGCGUCAGUCGCCCCGACGGCGCGCUGACCCGUGAGGCAAACGACGCCAACGACAACACCGCCGCGAGAGCCCUUCGCGAUCGCAGGAUGUCCACCAUGGAGGAAGUCCAGGACGAGCUACUCCACCGCCUGACGUUGGGCCGCAGCGCCUGCAAGCAAGUCGGCGUGCCGUCGCGUCCCGGGGCUGCUGCCGCCGCCGCCGCCAACCUUCCCGGCGUCAGCAUCACGUACGAGUCGUCACCCGACGACGUGCGUGGCUGGCUGGAGGCCAAAGGUUUCGCCCCGGUCACCGUGGAGAGUCUGGGCGUGCUGACGGGUGCGCAACUUUUCUCGCUCAACAAGGACGAGCUGAAAACGGUCUGCCCGGACGACGGCGCUCGCGUCUUCAGCCAGGUCGCCGUGCAGAAGGCCGCGCUGGAGGUAGGUGGGCCGCUUGAGCGGGACGGGACGGAGACUCCGAGGUUGGGCCUUGACGCUUCAAUCAAUCCGCGUGACUUGGCGUCUGACUUGGCGUCUGACUUGGCGUCUGACUUGGCGUCUGACUUGGCGUCUGACUUGGCGUCUGACUUGGCGUCUGACUUGGCGUCUGACUUGGCGUCUGACUUGGCGUCUGACUUGGCGUCUGACUUGGCGUCUGACUUGGCGUCUGACUUGGGUCCACCUCUGCCCCCCCCCUUUCACCGCUUGCGUUGGCAUGCGCUGUGUGGCGAGCGUGCUGUGUGCUCUUUUCAGGUGUUCUUCUGAGCCUCUUGGCAUCAUCUUCAUGGCUUCAUUCAGGUAUUGCUGCUGCCGCCCCGGAAGCCCGCUUCCUGGUGUCCUGUAACGCUCACCUCACACCCUCUGCCGGCGUGUGGCUCAGCACACAAGUUCUCACAGUAGCUCUCGCUCCACUAGCCGCUCCGUCGCUGACAUAUUUCCUCAUCAUUGUUCCUCACGGCUGUUCCUCAUUGUCCUUCCUCAUAGCCGCUCCUGUUCGGCGUUGCUCAUUGCUGAGUUCUCCCUCCCCUUGGUCUUCAUGUUGUUCCUGCUCGCCUGGCUCCCCUUAAGCUCUGUCAACCUUGCCACGUCUUGACGUUUGUUCCUCUUGUUGUUCCCCACCCGGCCGUCUUCAGCGCGAGUCUGGCUCCGAGCUGCGGGAGGUCAUGAGGAGGCGUCAGCAGAUCCUGGCGGGAGCGGGCCCCACCCAUUGAAGAUCUUGCCACUUCCUCCCUCCCGUUUCAGCCCGACGGCGCCUUGCCACUGGAACGUUCGCCGACACUCGUGUUGACGAAGCCACGUCGCAGCAAGCGGUGUUAGCUUAGCCGCCCGCCAUUGGUCCCUGCAUCAGCUCGGAGCUGUUUUCUUGUCGCGCCGCUUCUUGUGCUGCAAUAGCAAAAAGUGUCACUUAGUGAGCGACUGCAAGCAUUUCUUUGUUACCGGCCCCUCUUUUAGAAUAAAUGGAAGAAGCACAUGGUCUUUGGCGCCCUCUUAUUUCAAAAGUCGCCCAUUGAGCCCAACCAUCCUGGCGCACGUGUCCGGGUAUCAUCUCACGCAUGCACGCACGCACACGCUGCAGCGGGUCAGAGGCAACUCAUUUAUAAUAAAGAAGCUGUUGAAGUGCUUAAGGAAGGAAGGAAGGAGCCUGCCAACCAACUAGCACGCACCAGACAACAGAAGGGCACAAACACAAAUGGAGGCCGGCCACAAGAGCCGUCCCCGCGAGGGGCCAACUCGACAAGACAACCUCCUGCGCCGACUGGAGAAGGCACGCAUGGGGCACAACCUGGGCUUCCUGCGCCUCAGCCAGCGGCUCGCCAAGCCGUGGGUCAGCAGCUACUUCCGGAAGUUCCCCAUGCACGUCUACUGUCUUCCUGUCCAGCCAGCCCGUCGUGGUGCUCGGAAAGCGGUGGAAGGGGGGCAUCCUCGUGAUUGACGCAUCCAACUCGUUUCAAAGAUCCAAACGUUGUUUCUUGUUGUGUGCCUGUGCGGUUGCGUUGUGAUAGCACGCAAAAAUAAAGAGAACCUCCUCACCACG
Molecule: messenger RNA, 4357 nt
Organism: Syngnathus typhle (broad-nosed pipefish)
Lineage: Eukaryota; Metazoa; Chordata; Actinopteri; Syngnathiformes; Syngnathidae
Gene: eps8a
Product: EGFR pathway substrate 8a, signaling adaptor
Exons: 25
Coding region: 487-3087 (866 amino acids)
Biological process (GO): Rho protein signal transduction; positive regulation of ruffle assembly; regulation of Rho protein signal transduction
Cellular component (GO): plasma membrane; vesicle; ruffle membrane
Molecular function (GO): actin binding
Source: RefSeq, a predicted model, not a curated record